AUGCCAUCCUUAAGUUACUUUCUAGACAGAACAAAACAACUGUGUGAGUCUAUACUGUCGUUGAAGUUUCAAUCUCCUGGGAUAUUUACAAAUUCGUUCAUAAAAGAACCCUCAAUAACUAGCUUAUUAAAGGAUGCAGAGGAACAUGAGCAGGCGCUCUAUAAAAUAAACAAGCCAAGGGGAUUUAACAACCUAUCUAAGCCGUUGAUUCCCAAUAAUAAAAAUGAUAAAGAAAAAGAAUCGAUACGGAUGCAGCUUGAAAUGAGGCCAGAAAGAAUCGAUGGUAAAUCAUGCUAUGUUGAUUAUAGUUUCAAUGAUUUCACGAAUGUAAACAUGAAUAACAACAAACAAGCGCCUCCCUCAGAACAGGCCAAGAGAACUGCUGUAAGGAUACCUGAGAUAGUAAAAGAGUCGAUUGAAAAUGUACAUGAAAAUAACGAUGUCCCAAGUUCACCCGAGAAAAUCAUCAACGUGAACUUAAUACCGGAGUCGAUAAUCCUGUCAGACAACAUCAACGACAUAUGUGAAACGAUAUUGGGUUUGAUAAGAAGGUAUCCCAAUUUGAUCCAGGAAAAUAAGACGGCACCCGAUGCGUCAUUGUUAAGUGAUAUCGUAGUUUAUCAUCAGGAAUACAACAGUCUUACCAACGAAAUCUACGAGUUAGAAGAGGUGGUGGCCGAACAAAAGGACCAAUUGAACUUCUACAAUAUCAAUUUGAGCGAACGAAGCCCCAUCGAUAGAAGCCCAAUUCGAGGCCACAAGAGAUCCCACGAAGAAUCGUCAGACGAUACAGAAAACCCUGACGAUAGUGUAGAUAUCGACGAACUCAUUGCACAGGAAGAGAGCGAGAUACAGGAAUUAGAGGACCAAUUGACUAAGCGUCAGAAGAUUAGCAUAUGA
Molecule: messenger RNA, 900 nt
Organism: Debaryomyces hansenii CBS767
Lineage: Eukaryota; Fungi; Ascomycota; Pichiomycetes; Serinales; Debaryomycetaceae
Gene: SPC34
Product: Spc34p
Exons: 1
Coding region: 1-900 (299 amino acids)
Biological process (GO): attachment of spindle microtubules to kinetochore
Cellular component (GO): DASH complex; spindle microtubule
Source: RefSeq, a predicted model, not a curated record